Drosophila eugracilis is the source of this 1775-nucleotide messenger RNA. Its product is annotated as ceramide synthase. The transcript is spliced from 5 exons. Lineage: Eukaryota; Metazoa; Arthropoda; Insecta; Diptera; Drosophilidae. The coding region runs from base 241 to 1398 and encodes 385 amino acids. Gene Ontology annotation, cellular component: endoplasmic reticulum; membrane. The record is from RefSeq and is a predicted model, not a curated record. Gene Ontology annotation, biological process: lipid homeostasis.
UUCCCGGCCGAUUGGCCACAACACUUUUAAUACACAUUAAAUUUAGUGGGAGCGGGAGCACAGGCAUUUGGACACCGCAUCAUUGGGCAAGAGCUGAUGGAAAAGUACAAUCCGUGAAUAAACUUUAAACACAUUUGAAAGAACUUCAACUCUGCGCGGACCAUCUUCGCAUGCCCAACGAUCCGGAUUACUUCAGGUGGUAGAUCUGCUCCAAGCGGCUGGCCAUCCGGAUUACCUACGAUGUAUCAUGCGGAGCGAAAGGAUCUUACGAGUAAGGCGCCGCGACGCGGCUGCUACUUCUCGCUGGCCUUCUCCAUCGGUUCGAUGGGAUUGGCCUGCGGUAGCCUGUGGCAGAUUCCCAACAGCAGUGACCGCAUCUCGCUGCAGCGCGGCUUAGUUCUCACCUCGCUGGGAUUCAUAUACUUCGUCUCGUUGACCGACUUCUGCAACAAAUAUCUGCUGGAGACCAGCCAUGGCCAGCGAUUCCGCCGCAAGUACCGCCUAAUGAUGUCCGACGUUCUGGAGAUCACCAACAAAAUCGUUUCCGCCAUUCAGGCUUCCUUCUCCUUCCUCGUGGGACUCAUCGUCUGCAAGUCAACGUGCACCAAGUCCUUUGUAUAUGCAUCGCACUUCUUGAUGGAGGCGUACGGCUGGUUCGGUACCGCCUACUUUAUGUAUGACAUCUGGUCGAUGUAUAAGGUGCACACCCAGAAGAUUGCCGACAAGCUGCACCUUCUGCGAAUUACCAAAGGUCAGGGAACGUCGGUGAGCAAUGGUCAUGCCAAUGGCAAGGCCAAUGGCAAGUCAUCUGGCGGCAAUAACAAUGGCAGCACGCCCGGAACCCCAAACGAGAUCUGCGACUAUGACGGCGCUUGUGUGCAGAUUCCCAAGGACGGUAAAUGGGACUUCCUGAAGUAUGUCUUCACGCAUCCAGUUAUGAUGAUACACCACGUCUUUAUCGGAACGUUUGGGCUGCUGGUGGUGACGUACAUUCGAGGUGGGGGUCACUGCAUCUAUAGCUACAUGUUCAUGAUGGAGUUCUCCACGCCGUUCGUCUCGCUGCGCAGCAUCCUGAGCACCAUGCGCUUGAAGGAUUCGCGCAUAUACAUUGCUAAUGGACUGCUUAUGCUGGCCACCUUUUUCGUGUGCCGCGUCUGCAUGUGGCCAUAUGUGAUGUGGCGCUACAGCCUGGCCAUCGAGGCUGCUUCGAUGUGGGCGGCUAUGUGUGGCCUACCACGAGGAUGUCUCGUCAGCAUCGCCAUUCUGUUCUUGCCACAGCUCUACUGGUUCUAUCUGAUGGUCUUGGGGGCUCUUAAGGUCUUCCUACCGCAGAAGCGGAGACCGCCCAAUGCUGUCCUUCCAUCCGCGCCCACCGCCCUAAUAAAUGGCAAAAACUAGUGCAAAUUGUAACCUGUUUGUUUGUAUCCAUGUAUUUAUUUUGAGGCAGAGUUCCAGCCGCUUCCAUUUUGCGGAGAUCUUGCUAUUGUUUAUACAUUUUUAACAAUUAAUUAUACAACAAGGACCCUCUAACAGACUCAUCGAGACGGACGGAGAAACUAACACUGAGCCAGAAGCGAGGAUAACGAAGAAACUAAGACCAGGGACAGAGACGUUUAGUUUUAGAAAGACAUUAUUUACUAAAAAAAACAAACAAAAAAAAACAAGAAGAACGUGAAAAACUAAGAACAAAAAACAAAACUAAAACCAAAUGCAUAUAGAGCGAAUAAACUAUGUAUGUUGCUUAUUUUUUGAAGCAAGACCCCCAUAACCAUAAA